AUGUCAUCAUCAAACCCCGCCUCUCCUGAGGAAGCAGUGCUAGAUCCUGAGCCUGAACCCGAGACUCCUCUGAAGCCUUCCGCACAAGACGAGAAUGAUGGAAAUGAAACGCCCAAGUCAGCACCGCCGGUGGCACACCGUGGGCGACCGCGUGCCAAGUCGACCAGAGAGCCUACACUCCUUCACGACUUCCUCCUGGGCCGGCCCUCAGCAUCGCGACAGGCUGCCGAGCGUCAACGGCGAAUGAGCUUGGAAGCUGUCAAGGCCGAAUUGCGCCAUGAAAUGAAGCAGUCUCAAGUCAAGCGCAUCCAACCCCCGAACGGUGUCCGAGAUCGUGUCAAGAAAUGGCAAAAGGCCAAUGCUGCCGCUAUGGAGAAUACCCCUGAUGACGCAGCGACAGAGCCCCCUGAUAUCGCGUUUGAAGAUGAGGAGUUCCAGAGUGUAACAGAGGAGGAUCGAGUUCGCAUCAAAAUGAGGAAGAAACUCAAGCGACCCAAUAACAAGACGAAGGAGAGCCUGGCCACAGGGGAUGAGGCUACACCUGAUGAAACUCCAACUACACCUACAUCGGCAGCAGCGAAACCACCGCCUAAGAAACGUGUUGUUAGCGACGAACAUUGGCGGAAAAAUCGGAAACAUAUACCAAAGAAGACCUCGCCUGCUAAAGCACCUGCUCCGGCCAAAAUACCGAAAGAUUUUGUUUUGCGCACCGCCGCCAAUCCUCGCGUCGCAAGCAGAGUCAAGGCAUGGGCAGAAAGGGUCGAGAUUCCAGAUCCACCUGCACCCAGAAGUCACAAGUCCUCCAAGUCGGUCGGAGCGAAACCGUGGAUGGAUGAUACCGACAGCGAGUUCAUGAGUGACAGCGAAUUUACAGUGAGCAAUGUCACUAGCAGUCGGUUCACAAAAGCGCGAUCCGCCAAAUCAACACCAGGGCCUGAUGAUGGCAUUCGCGUGAAACCAAUGCGAAGGGGAAGGAAUAAUGAUGAUGGUAUUCGUGUGAAAGCCGUCAGGACAGCACUUACCGAUGACGAAGGAAUCAGAGUUAGACCUAUGAGCGAUAUCUCAUCCAACGCCGGAACAUCGGUUCGCACGGCAAGAUUGCGGCUCAAAUCUGCUCCUAGCUCACGGAGACCUAGUAUGAGUUCCGUGAAACGGGAAAUGAAGAAGUCGCAGUCAGAUAAAUCCAAGAUCGAAGUCAUUGAGGAUCCUUCGGAGGUAUCGACAAACAAGUUUAUCGAGGUCAUCGAGGAUGACUCGGAACUGUCUAAGACAACAAAGACAACCGACAAGUCGCGUUUAUCUGGGACUAUACCAAUUGAAGUUAUGGAAGACGAUUCGGCAAUUGACACUCCAACCAAGAAGAGAAGUGUAUCAGCACACAAGUCAAAACCUCGACCAAAGAGUUAUCAGCCUCCCACGACAAAACAGAAGGGUAAAGAGACGUGGGUGCCCGAAGAAGAAUCUACGAUCGAGCCCUCUCAACUUGACGGCUCAGAUCUGUCUUCAAGUAUUUUGGCAAAGUCUAUAGCAGACAUCCCUGGAGAAAUCCCCUGGGGUAACUCUGCAUUCACAGAACUUGAUCUGCCCCUGCGAGCGCGUGGAGGACCUCUUCGAAGUCGACCUAUUCGCCCUGCUCGCCCUGCCAAGCCUGAAAGAAAUACCAGCUUCAAGUCCAUGCCCAAAGUCUUCAAGAAGGUGGUGGAAGGCGCCAACAAGAUAAUUCAUGAGAUGAACGAGCAUCCUCCCCCAAGAGAUACUGUUCCAAACAACCCUCGAAGUAUUGAAAAGUGGCUCAACACUACGGUUGACCCCUUCGUUGAGGAGCCCGAGGCUGAGCCAGCUACAACACCUCUGAGUGAGCAUGUCCCAGAUAAGCCAUCAUCACCUGAGACGAUCAAGAGUCAUCGCCGCUCGUCUCGCACCGAAAAACGAAGGGUUUCAUCCUCAACUAUGAGUAAACCAGAUACAGCUGACAGAACUGUAUCGAGCGAAAAGUUACCCGUUACGCCGGAGCCCGUGAAGGAACCCAUCAAAGAGAAACCUACAUCAUCACCUGUACCGAAACCCGGGCCUGUCAGACAACCUGCCAAGGAGCCUUCCCCAGAACCUGAGCCACCGAAGAAGUCAAUCCCAAAACCUAAAUCAGAGCCCAAGCCUGAACCACAGCCCGAACCGGCUGCUGUGAAAGAGCCUGCAACAGAUCAGGUCUCGCCGCUGUCCUCACCAGCUCCUUCGCCAGAGCCUGAAGCCAAGACGAAACCGAAGCGGCAAGAUACGAAAGCACCAACCAAAGCUCCGGGUGGUUUGGGCCUCAAGAGGACCAAAGCAACUCGAACUACAUCUUCACCUGUCAAGUCAAGCCCCAAGAAUUCGCUCUUUGGGAUGCUGAAGGAGGCCUUUACUGGGGAAUCAGGCAAUUCUCUUCCCAAGGUGAAGCCUUAUCUGAGUCGAGAGGAACGACCCUACGAUGACCAGCCCGAAUCCAUGUAUACCGAUUCCAGAUACAGUGAUUCUCGUUAUGAUGACUCAAAAUACGAAGGGUCAAAAUAUGAUGAUUAUCACUACGAAGAGUCUCGUUAUGACGACGAACUUACAUACGAUGAUUCGACUGAAAAUUGGACUGAAACAGAGCUAUCAAAGACUGAAAAGUCGAGAAGUGUCAGAUCCCCGUCUCCCUUGGAAGAAAAGAAGAAGCCCCAAAACCCAGAGCAAACACGGGAACCGAUUCGGGAACCGGCGCGAGAACCAGAACAAAAUCGUGAUGACCGAUCGGCUUUGCCGUCGGCACGUAUGGCGGGCCCACGUCUUCCACCGCCAACUCGAGGUCAAUAUGAGUUGUCUACAAUUCUUUCUGAGGAAGCUUCCAGCGCUGUCGAAUCGGAUCUUACCACUGAUGUCACCCAAUCCACUCUUACGCAAUCCACUGGCGUAACGAAAGAGACGAGACGUUCGAACUCUCGCUCGAAUUCCAAGAGCCAAGGAUCUGGCCUCAAGCGACGGCUUACUCGUCACUCUGAUCUUGUCUCAGUCCUCUCGCUACCUGAUGACAAGAACAUCCCCAGUGCCAUCACAAGUAACCGCUCAAGACCCAGUAUGCGGAAGACUCGGGGUGGGGCCACAGAUGUGACAAAUGACGACCUGCUCAAAGAAUUUACCGAAGACGAGAGUCUCUAUCUUAGAGAGUUGAAGACACUGGUCGACGGUGUUAUCCCAGUCCUACUAUCACAGGUCGUCAAUGGUGACAAUGCUACUGAUCUGUUUGGCACAAGCACCCCAGUCACCAAAGCCGAUGCUCUCUCCAAGUCUGUGGUGAACAUGGGUGUUGCCCUAGAGAAACUUCGCAUGGCUCACCGCAAGGCUCCCAUUCAUGAUAUUCGUCGACUGGCUUCCUGGGGCCAUGGCGUCGUACCCAUAUAUCAUAAGUACCUCGAUGCCUGGAGGCUGGGCUUCCAGGAUCUCGUCGUUAAUCUUGCCCCGGCCGCUGGAUCCCCAGAAGACGAGGAUUCUCUUGUCGGUGCCAUGCCCAGGAAUGAGUCUGGGGAUAUUGUUGAUGCUACAGGAGAGCGGGUUGAUGUGGCACACCUUCUCAAGAGGCCCCUCCUUCGACUUAAGCAAAUCACAAAAUUCUUCAAGUGUGUCGACUCUAUCCUUGGGACCAAUGAUACUUAUGAUCUACUGAGUGACUUUGAAGACCUUCAAGAAAAGGCUCGCCGCCGACAUCGAGAAGAAAUGGCUCGAUUGACUGACGAAGACGCGAUCAAUACCGAUACAACCAGAUCGCGAGACCUUCGAACACUUGCUCCAAUGGAGGCUGUGUACAUUGAGCCAUCACGACAAGUCAGCGCCAAGGACUUCUUCUCUCUCGACUUGGCACAUUCCAAUGGCCAGCGCCUUGAGUGCCAGAUUGAGUUGGUGCACCGGGAUAACCAGCGUUAUCCUGAAGAUAAGGGUGAUAUCCUGAUCCGCGAAAAUGGGGUCAAGGGUCGAUCCUACCUUCUAUUCCCUCCUGUACCUAUUGAAUUGAUCUCAGCCAGGACAGGAGACGGCAACUUUGACAUGGUGGUUAUGAUUCGAGGAACGCACAACGACAGGCCAUGGCACGAGCUACUCACACUCACCACUGACAACGAAGACCAAAUUUUGGACUGGCUCGAUAUCCUUCCAGUUUCACCUGUUCCUCCCAGAGAGCCAGAGCCAAGUAUAAUCGACGAUGAAGAGCCAUACUCACAAUCUCGGAUGCCUGAUGUCCCAGUUGGCGUCCGAGGGUCCUCUCGCAAGUAUUCUGCCCAGUCUCUUCGGAACUCACACUCUCGCCGCUCAUCUGCUGCUGAGUCUCCCCCAGCCAGCCCAACUACACCGAAGCGAGCGCUGCCAGCCAGAUACCGUCCACGAUCAGCAUCUCCAGUAACUCCUCCUCCUAUCAAGUCGCCCGAUCAGUACGAUCUGCAGAGGACUCCAACACAACACGACUACGGAUAUGAUGAUAGACCAAUGACCUCGCAAAGCAUGCAGCCUGAUCCUCUCAACAUACGCAAGAGCCCAAGUAGUUCAUCCUACAGAGACGAUGGCGCGCCGCCACCUCCAGCUCAUCGAACUUUUAGCCCCAGCCCUAGUCAGCAAGCUCCUUCGAAGCCCAGAUUUUCCAAACUACCUCCUCUUGAGCCUCCCAACAGCAGCCGCGUCAAACGCCGAACCUCAUCUCCGCUCAAGCACGAAUACCUACCUUCAGACCAGUCCUCAAUUUCUGGCACUGAUAUCACAGGCAGCUACGAAAAUACCGAGGAUGAUUACACCGAAUCAGACUACAGCUAUGAUUCCUCGGACGACGAUAUCGAGAGCGUUGAUCUUCCAGAGACUGAGCUAGGAGUUAGUAUCAGAGGUGAACACCCAGCUCGAGACAUUAUCAGAGAGGAGUUGGAACAGCAACUUGAGACACUCGAAGAGGAAGGAUCUCUUCACGAUUACCACCAACGACACGAACUUCAUGAAUCCGUCGUAUCUGGCUCAAUUGAUAGCCUGGCUCCAUCAAACUCGGCCUCCCAGGCUGGCCUCCAUGGACAAAAGGUUGCCCCCGAAGACAAUGCUACAAGAUACGUGGCUACUAUUUCCAGGUGGUCCGACAAGGGAUUGUGGAAGGACAUUUCUGGGGGCAACCUCGAAGUCAUCGUCACUCCAGGGUUAAUCGAAGCGUAUGUCGUACAUAGCGGAGCCGAGCAGGGAGACAAGCCCAUGCUCGCACUCGACCUCACCCCACUCGUCCUCAUCCGCCAGAGUACAGCUCUCGACCUUGAAAUCCGCUCGUCAGUCCGAUCUGACUGUCAGCUUGCCAGCUCACACGGUGGAGGAAACUUCCGCUUCCGAUGCCACAACGGACCUGAUUGCUACAACCUUUACAUGUCAGUUCACCACGCUCGUCUCAACAACCAAAAGUUCAUUGAACUUGAGAAUGAAGCACGUUUCAGAAGCUUUGGUGAACAUAAACCACCUUUCGACAACGAUGACACAAGCAGUCGCCGACGACGCAGCUGGUUCGGCCGUAAGAACAGCUACCGUGGUUCAGUUCGUGCGCCUGCCCAAUCUCAUGAUGGUGCAAGCACUACUCCCUCAUCUACUCUCUCUGCGUCAAGCUUCCUCAAGAGACUCACUGGUCGCGGACUUCCUUUCAGUCUGGCUCGCUCCUCUGUUAACCGAAACAGCCGCUAUGGUGGCACCAACACUCCUGGAUCCUCAUCUUAUGGCGGCAACACACCUCGCUCGCCUUCCAUCAGUGUUGAGAACAGCGGUCGUGGCCCCGUAAGCUUUGGCACUGAAGACCUUAAGAUCCGCCUACAUCUCCUCGUCGCAGCCGCCAAGUGGGAGGACUUUGGCAACUGCAGACUAUCCAUUCGGCGACCUCCUCCUGGCUGGCACCAGGCUCUUCGUGCCGACCACGGUCUGGAGAAACGUGUCACUGUCACCACGAUUCCGCGCAAGGACUCAGAGAAGCCAAAGAUUUUGUUAGACGCUGUCCUGGGCAGUGGAUGCUUCACAGCCAUGGGCAGCCGUGGUAUUGUAUGCGGUGUCUGGGAAGAGAUGAAGGACAGCAAUGGCGUUGUUGGCGUUGUUCCGGCUACGGGCCCUACAGGUGGCAACGUCAAGAAGUGGUGCUUCCAGUGCGCCAGCGUUGCAGAGGCAAGCUGGGUUCUGAGGCUUGUCCACCAGGAGGUCAUGACAAUCUAA
This is a messenger RNA of Fusarium subglutinans, 6219 nucleotides long. RefSeq lists its product as uncharacterized. The record is from RefSeq and is a predicted model, not a curated record. The transcript has a single exon. The coding region runs from base 1 to 6219 and encodes 2072 amino acids. NCBI's taxonomy places the organism in Eukaryota, Fungi, Ascomycota, Sordariomycetes, Hypocreales, Nectriaceae.